Schistocerca cancellata (South American locust) is the source of this 6223-nucleotide messenger RNA. Its product is annotated as homeotic protein female sterile. NCBI's taxonomy places the organism in Eukaryota, Metazoa, Arthropoda, Insecta, Orthoptera, Acrididae. The record is from RefSeq and is a predicted model, not a curated record. The coding region runs from base 530 to 1603 and encodes 357 amino acids. The transcript is spliced from 7 exons.
GUACAUCGCCAAGCGUGAGGAACGUUAAUCCGACCGCGGCGCGUGAUGACGGGAGCGUCAGUCGAGCGACAGCAGUGACACUGCCCGGUACCUUUCUUCUGUAGUGCAAAAGACAUUCAACUUGCCCGCAACAGCGCAGACGCUUUUCUUUCUCGCGCGCCGCAUGGUCCAGCCACCAACAGCGGGCCAAGUUUUGACAGUAGACGUCCGUGCGGUUAGAGCUGUGUCGCUGCAGAAGACGCGGAAGUCGAAGUAAAUGGCAAGGUGCGAGGAUCGAGCCGAGGCCUGCGUCCCGUGGGCGGAAACUUGCUUACUUCGGAACAGUCGAUGCAUUAGACACUGAACUUCCGUGGUGACCACAGCAGUUGAAUUCCAUUCCGCGUCGGAGAAGAGCCUCUUGACGAAUACUUCAAGACGACAACACGCUCGCGGCCCGCUGGGAUCUCUAGUGAGCAGCUCUACACCGGGGCCUCCCGGGCUUGUGGAGCCUAUUCUCUGCUCGUCUGUCGUCAUCGCCUCUCAGCAGGCCAUGGAGGAACGGCCGGUAGAGAGCGUGGAGGAGGCGCGGCUGGUGAUCCGCGAGCUGCGCGACCGCUACCGCGCGCAGGCGCACCAGCUGCUCGCCUGGCGCCGCAGGGUCAAGCAGCAGGAGGAGCUGUUCGUGCGAAUGGCGCGAGAACGUGCUGAGCAGCUGAAGACGCUGUCUGCGCAGCUGAUACUGUUCGAGUCGCGACUCUGUCGCAAGCAGAAGGACCUGGGCAAUCUCCUAGCCCAGAGGGACACCAUCAUUGCCAGGCAGCAACGAACCAUACAGGUGCUGCGCUCCCGAUUGGCAGACGCCGGGCUGGACUGCUGCGAGUCACCCCCGCCAGGGGAGGCUUCGACGAACCUGGAUUCGCUCAAUGACAGUGACAGCGCCGUCAUCAUGGAGGAGGGCGACGGCGAGACGAGCUCCGCGCACGGCCACGGCCACGGCCACGGGCCGUCUGCGCACGCGCACGGCCACGGCCACGGGCAGGUCGGCGCCGGCCACGCGUGGCACCACGGCCGCUACGCCGGCCGCAGCGGCGGCGCCGUCGCCGUCGUGCGCAGCGUCUCCGACGCCCUCGAGCAGCCCAAGUACCCGUCGCUGCGCCGCUCCAACGGCUUCCUGCGCCGCCCGGAGAUCCUCGAGACUGUAUACAGCGUUGAAGAAGAUGGAGAGGGAGAGCAGACGAACUCGCCAUCACCAUCAGCAUCGGCCUCGGCCUCAGUAUCAGGGGCACAGGCGGCUGACAGCAGCUCCUCAGCUGACAAUGCUGCGUCAGGGCCUGAAGACGCUCCAGAUGAAGACGCGUGCAGCGGCAGGCUGCAAGCACUCUACGGCAGCUUCGAGCGGCUGCACGAAAGUCCUCCGACGCCGCAGUCUCCACACCACCGAGUCAUGACAACUUACAAUCGUGUUAUGAGCAACCACAGAUCAGUAACAAAGCCCAAGGAUGUCAAGUACAAACGAAUAAAUAAAGCAAAGUCAAAAUCUCUGGAGGAACUUCGCGGUCGUCUGCGAAACUGGGUUGAUAAAGGCAACAAGCUGGCAGUUUCAUUAGACCAAUCGUAUGCGUGAUGGCGGGGGAAAUUGUAGGUGAUUAUAAAUUGCCUGAAGUUACAAGAAAAAAAAGUCUGCAGCAUGCUUCAUUUGUGAAUUUGGCACAUUUGGAGCUGCAUUAUCAGUAUAUGCUUUAGCGAGCUGUGAGACUGCAAUAUGGAUGAUGUUGUUUCUUGAGGAAUUGCUGCAAUAUUUUACCUACUCCUCCCUCAUAUAAGUGACUUUGUGAAUGUUACAGUUCAAAGAACUGAAGUUCUGCAAUUGCACUUUAAAUGAAGUAGAGGCACGUAUUUGAAAAUUUGGGGGUUUCGACACUGAUAGAGACUGGAUUCGAUAACAGAAUGGUGAAACGUCUAUGAAAAUAGCUAUAUCAAAAAUGUGCCAGCUAUUUUGAUGCAGUUGUCUGUUUUUCAUCUGUUAUUUGAUUGGUGAUGACACCCUUACUUGGACUAUACUGCUUGCUUGUGUCUGUCAGUACCUCAGAAACUAUUCAACCAGGUGUAAUACCUCCAAAAACAUUAUUGGUAAGAUGGAUGGUUUCUGUUUCCUUUUCAGGAGGGGGAGUUGUAGGAAUUAACAUGUCUGGAAUUUAUUGAUGUUUGUGUGUAUUAAAUACUUACAGACUCGAGUAGAUUGUACUUUUGUUAACAUUUUUGUACAUAAUAGUUUAAUUUAAAGCAGGAAUGCGUAAAAUUCCUCCUUCCUUUAUUAUCAUUGUUUGUAAUUACUGUUGUAACCUUACACUUGGAGCUAUUGUCUACCUGUUCAUAUCAAGGAUGAAUCUGAACAUUUUUCCCCAGUGGUAAUAUCAUUCUCGGAACUACUGUGUUAUCUUUUUCGUGUCUACUGACUGAUAAUCGUGUAGGUCUUCCUUCUCCAAAAAAAAAAAAAAAAAAAGAAUCUUUAAAAUUUCGAUACUAAAAUAGCCAAAAAGAAAGUCAUGUUUCUUGAUGUAGUAUUGUACCAAUAAUAUUUCAAAUCAAAGAUUUAUGGUUCCAGACAGUUGUCAACCAAUUAUGUGACUGCUGUAUCAAACUAUUCAAGCAAAUGGUGCACUGAGAAACCUUUUGCAUUAGAUGUAACACCUUACAGUUAUUAUCGAAAGUGAGUCUUAGUCAUCUACAUAAAGAAGAUGGUGGAAUCAGUUUGCAUUAGUCAAAACUGUUAUUAUAUAAUUGUGCACCUAUAUAUAAACUAAUACUGUUAAUUUGACUGUAUUGUGAGCCUAUAAGUGAAGUGCAUAUAAAUGUAGUUGAUACUUCCUGCUAGUUCUGCUUUUAGACAGAUAUGAUGCAAUAGAAAAAGCAAAGGACCAUAUAACCAGUGAUAGGAUCUUUACCAGUACAGUGACACUGCAAGAUAGAAGAGCACCUGUUUUGCAAAAUACUGUGCUGCCAUAUCUGGAAGCAUGAGAAGACUUGCUGUUGGUGCAUAUCUAUAAUAUUAUGUAUGUUUCUUCGCUAAAGUGAUGUAAAGCAGUUUCCAUGAAGUUCUGAUUUUCAUCCAGUGCAGUGUUCAGCAUGAGUUUCUGAUACAAUCCUGCUUAUAAAAUAGCAUAGCAUACUCAUGAUUAUAGUUAGGACUACAGUGACAUUGAUUUGGUCUUUUAUGUGAUUUUGGAGGGAUCAUCACUCAGCCAUUACUGAUAUUUUUUCUACUGUGCAUGUCUUCUCUCAAUGAUAAUAUUCCUUGAAAUUUUCUAGACAACUAUUCAUAUUUUGCAUUUUUUAUGACAAAGAUGAUAUGUUUCACAGUUUCUGUUGGAAUUAAAGUGAAACUAUCAUGUGCCACUUUUUAUACCUGUUUUCAUCUAUAACUGCUCCAUGUACAUGAUAGUAUCUGGUUCAAAGAAGGGCUACACACUGCUAGUUUAAAUCUACAAACUAAUCGUCUGCUGAAACACUUCCUUUUAUUCUAAAAUAAAAUGUUACUACCUGUAUGUAGAGGUAAUGUGAUAACUAACCAAAUUUCCAUGUUGUUUCUAGCAUAGCAAAUGCACCUUUCAUGUAAGCUGUGAACGGUUUUGUACUCAUCAGCACCAAUAUUACCAUGAGCACUGCCAGAUUUGUAUAAUCACAGAUUAGCCAUUCACUGAACAUAUUUUCUGCCUGCACCACCUUAUAAAUUUUAUUUUAAAUUCAUGUUGUAAUAAUAAAAAUUUCAGGAAUUACUCAUUUUGAGAAUUAUGUACUAAUAUAUUUCUCAAUGAACUACUUGUCUAUAAUAUGGGUAUUGAGACUUCACCAAUUCUGAUAUUACCUAUGUUCAUCUCAAAUAGUAACUGCUCCAAAAAUUCUCACAUAUUUGGCACAAUGUAAACACAAGUGAUACAUGCAAGUGACUACCGUAGUAUGUCAGAUGAAUGUUGAUGUGAUGCCUGGUGAAGAACAUUAGUUCUGCCUGAAAGGCAAAAGACAGCAAUAGUCCUUAAAACUCCACAAUUUCUCUUUCAAAAAAGCUAUUUACUACACGUGAUACUAAACUGCUUACAAUGUUGGUCACCAUCCACUUCCAGCUCCCUCCCUACAAUUUUCAACAUUGCUUGACACAAGUCAAAUCAGUAUUCCCAGGAGACAGUGUAGACUGCAUGAUAGCUAAAUCUUUCCUCUGCAUUUAUAAAAUGCUGUAAGCUAACAAAAUUAGGUUUUUAAAUUAUUGUAAGUGAAACUGAACAUGCACCACUCAAAAAAUAAAUAAUUUUUCAAUUUUUUUUACUGAAGAUUACUGUCAAAUACCAUGCAGGCAAGGCCAUCAAAAUCUUUAACAAAAUACUUAAGGGAAGUUUGGUGCAACCUCUUUUUGCUAUCCUUUCCAUUUGUGUAAGCAUCUGAACGUCUGAGAACCAUUUCUACAGCAAGGAAUGUUUAAUUUACAAUUAACAGUUUCACAUUUCAGAUGAUUUUGAGUAUGUAAAAAUAUAACAAAAUGAUAUGACAAUAUGUUCACUGGAUGUCUAAAACCAUUGACUUUUACAAAUAUCACUAGGCAGAUGCUCCUAUUACAUCAUGACCAGCAUUUAACAGCACAAAAAUUUUAUUUUACAACUGUAGUUCCAAUGCUACUGUAAGUACAGGUGAUGCUGUUCUGCCAUUAUGCAAAUACUUUCUGAGUAAGAGAUACUUAUUUCUGAAAUGGGUAGAAUAAAACCAUACUGAUUGUUCACAACAACACGUGCUUCGCAUUUUUUUAGCAUUUACUUUUAAAAUUAACUUUCUCACUAAAUACAUACCAGAAAUUAACAUGCUGCUCUUAAUAUUUUCAAAUAUGUCCUUGAGUUUAUUUGGUUUGAAUACCUGUAAAUAGGUUAAUAUCUGCUAACUUUUUUGAGAGCCUCAUCUCAAUCAUUUUUGUUAUACAUAUGGUUGUAAAAUUGAGGAACACUAUUGCUGAGCUUUGAACAUGAAAUUUAAUAAAGACAAAAUUAACAUUUGCAGUAAGAGAUCUUUUUGGCUUGAGAUGUAUUAUACAGAAGAACUAUGAAGGUUUAUGUCAGGAGGAGACAUGUAAUUUGUACAGCAAUUGUCAACUGAAUAAUAGAUUUUGUUUCAGGAAAGUCAUAGCACUGAAUACAAUUGAAAAAUAAAAUUUCAGUUAGUAACACUGUGCUGGAAUGAAGACUGGAUAUCGUAAUCCAGUAGAUAAUUUGUCCAGCUUAAUGGCCUAUGUAUGCUGCCAAAGAACUGCUUCAACAGAAGUAUUUCAAAUAUGUAUGAUGUAUUAUCCAGAGCCUUAAUCCCCCCUUUCCCAUCACCAGUAUUUAACAGUAUUGGCCUCAUCCACUAUUUUAAUAAGUGUAUUUAAGAUUGAAAUAUUUUAAAAUCCAAUCAUGUAAUCAUUUGUAAGUGGGUAAAGAGAAAUGUGAUAAAAUGUGGCUGACACUUACAUCUUGCUACUUUAUUAAGAGUGUCAAAGUGUGCAACUGCAGUAUUUGUUAUCUCCCUAGUCUCCAGAAAACAACUAAUGUGGCAGAUGAAUUGAUGCAUGGCAUUUUAAAAAGCACAUAUGUUGUGCACAAAAUUUACUAUAUCAAUUUAAUAAUUAUAAAUGCAUAUACUAGAUCAGACUGAAUUAAAAUGAUAAAUAUAUUUCUUUCUGAAAUUAUACAUUAUAUAACCAAUAAAUGGUUGUUUCCUAAUGUAGCUUGCCCAGAAUAUCAACAAAAGUAAGCAUUCAUGAAAUGUUUUAAUAUUUUUGAAUUGAUAAAGUGUACUUCAUUUGUGAUUCAAAUUAUUUGAAAUACCCUGUUUUUGUACAAAAGUUAAAAAUUAAUCCUUUGUUAUGAUUAGUUAAUUUUUAAAUAUAUCUGUUCUUGUUAAAAGGCACUUGUGCCAGCUGAAUGCAGCCACAGACACUUAUUUUGUUUGUCACUUCUGAUUACAAAACUGAUAUCUACAAAGCAGUUAGGUUUUAAACUCAAAGUGACAGUUGUUGUUCCUUCUGUAGCUGUAGCCAAUUACUGAGAAUAUGGUUUACUGAUUGUUAGAAAAUUAUUUCAUUAAUAUAUUUAAGAUCAGUACCAUUUGCUGUAUAACUUAGUCAGUUUGAAUGGGAUUCCCUGAAAAUUCAUUAUAAAGAAUAUGUGAUUGUGCAGGUUUUCUUCACUGUAAUGUGUAUGAGAUAUAUAAUAAAAUCUCUCAA